UGUAAUAACCUACAUUGAUUGUGUGUUUUCGAAGCUUUUUCGAACGUUAUUCUUAUGAAUCACACACAUAGCAGGAGGCGUCUCUCUCCAUUUAGUUGUAUUAUCUGUGUUGAGAGGACGAUGCCUUUGAGGACGGGACUUUUUCUCCUGAUGGUGCUGACCGCAUCUGCAUAUGAACUGGAUCAAAACGAGUCUUAUUCGCCCAGGAGAACACGCUUUUCUGCCAAUAGCCCUUCAGAUGUGGCACGCUGUCUCAACAGUGCCCUCCAAGUUGGCUGCGGGGCCUUCGCUUGCCUGGAGAAUUCAACUUGUGACACAGAUGGCAUGCAUGACAUCUGCAAGUCCUUCCUUUACAGUGCUGCUAAAUUUGACACUCAGGGUAAAGCAUUUGUGAAGGAGAGCCUUAAGUGCAUUGCCAAUGGCAUCACAUCGAAGGCAUUCCCCACCAUCCGCCGCUGCUCCACCUUCCAAAGAAUGAUAUCUGAAGUCCAAGAGGAGUGUUACAGCAAGCUGGAUAUCUGCACUGUUGCCCGAUCAAAUCCAGAUGCUAUUGGCGAAGUGGCACAGCUACCAAGUCACUUCCCCAAUAGGUUUUAUGGUAAGCUGCUCCAGAGCCUGAUGGACUGCGAUGAGGACACGGUGGACCGCGUUCGGACCAGCAUGGUGUCGCGGCUGGGCCCAGAGAUGACCAUGCUUAUUCAGCUGCUGCAGAACAAGCCCUGCCCAUCCGCUGCUGUGGCCGCAGCUGCCGCCAUCCCAACUGAAGUGGAGGGUCGUGGGAGCUGGCGCUGGUCCAUGGGUCCUCACAUGUACAAGAUCCAGCCGAAUCUGCGAAACACAGACUCCGCCAGUCAUUUUGGCAAAAAGCGCUCUGCCGGCGACAGCUCCUAACUUCCACUCAGAUUCAGAAACUCCACACACUCCUCAAAAAAUAUCAUGAAAGCUCCUCUAUUCCCUCGAGGUGAUGCAAUCCAUUCCUCCGCUAGACUGGAAGUUACAGACAUACGCACCUCUAGGGAAUGCCGGAACACACGUAGAAUUAAUAUCAGAGUUUGGUAGUUGUUUUAUUGUAUAUUGUAGAUUGUUGGCUUGAGAGAACCGCUCUUCCAUCGAGUGCGCUCACCGUUAGUGUUGACCGUGUGGCUGCUGCAUCUGUGCGACAUGGUCCUGUGCGCUCCUCUUCACCUCCUACAACAGAGAUGAAUCCUUAAGAAGUCUUUUGAUGCCAAGCAAAAAGAGAAAAGAAAAAAACAGCCACAGUGGUUCACGCCUCUAGAGCACAAGUCGCUUUGAAAGAUAACGCAAUCUCAUAAUCCCGGCAUUUAAUCAUGAGUAGAAAUCAGUAGUUGGAUUAUUAUUAUUAGUUCAUUGAUAGGAAUGGGAUAUUAUUGGUAGAUGUAUCUAAUAUUGCAGUGAUGAGACCAGUCAAAUUGUGAGCAUGAGAUGUGAAAAUGAGUUUGAUAUCUAUUUUCUGAAUAACAUAGGAGUCAAGUGUACUGUAUACUAAGUUAUCUGAGACCAUCGAAAAGAGAGAGUGCUCGUGAGGUCUGUAGAGGUUUCACAAUAACCUUUAAGUAACCAUAAACUGACCAAAAAACUUCAAACUGCCCUGAAUGCUAUUCAUGAAAUACCAAAAUAGUGUAUAGCUAAUAGCACUUAUAGUUGUUGUUUUUCUCUGAUGGCAGAUGUAGCCACUGUGUUUCAUCAUCCUGCACAUAAGGAUUGUCCCGGUCGUGGCCAAGUCUAUAUAUCAGAAAAAGUCCAUUUUGCAUAUCUUGUAUACAGACACUUGUAAUGCAUACGACUCUUGAGCUCUACAGAAUAUGCGGGACCAUGUUUAGUGGAAUCUGUAUCGAUGCUCUUAUCGGAGCUGGAGGCAGCAGUGUAUGCGCAGUAGUUGAUUAGCACGUUUACCGAUGAGAAUCAGAGCAGCCAUCUCCUCGGACUGAAGAUCAUCCCUCUCCGAAGCGAAUAACGUAUGGGAUCAAGAUCGAUAAUGACUAUUUAAAACAAAAAGCCUUUGUCGGAAUGAUAUUUAUUUUCCUACUAUAUUAUUUAAUUGCAUUAUUGUAGUUUUUAAUUAGUUUACAGAUUUUAAAAAGCAGUUCAGUCGUGGCUCCUAUUUGAACAUGAGCUCUAUGCCAAAAAGAAGAAAGAAGUGAGCUGACACUCUGGUGACUGAAUGGGACCCAUGUCAUGACUGUGCUGGCCAUAGGGGAACAAGGUCGGUCAUUCAAGUCAGGUGAUCUACUUUAUGGGUGUUACGAGGGACCACAACAAAACGAUAGCUUCAUUUUGACACACUUUCUGGUUGGGAAAAAAAAGGACGUCAUUGCAGCUGCUAGGUGUGCUUGUCCAGUGCUAAGGUAUAGUGCACAUUGUCGAUGACCGACCAUUCGGUCAAAGAAAAACAAACACCAGCAUCAAGUUCUUUUAUUGUUGUAGUUUGCAGUGCUUAUCUUUGCAUGGGCUGAAUCUUAUAAGUAACAAUUUACAUUGAUUAUCUUAAUCUCUUGCAUUUUUUGUUCCUGUUAUUAUUUAUUCUGUAUGUUAUUUUGUCAAUGUGUCAGUUCUGAUAUUACACAGUAGAGCAAGAAACAGGAAAAAUGCAAGAGAAAGAUCUCAUGGGAGUCCGUACCGCGGUAUCCGUGUCCACACUCUAUCGCAAAAAUCUCUUUUAAAGCUCUUGAAAAUCUGCUUUUUAAUCAAGACAUGAAAUGAAGGUAACAUUAAUUCUUAACUAACGUACUUAAAGUAGGUUUAUGUAAGAAGUUUAAUACACACGGUUUACCUUCAGCUAGAGCGCGUUUUACAAAGAUUGCCGAGGACUUUAGCUGCAGACAGAGUGAGAAAGUAACCAAUGUGUGUGAAGAUAUUUACAGGCCGCUGUUAAAAGUUAAAAGGACAUUCAGACUUUGUCUCAGUAGGUAAGAAGCACAUGUUAGUUUGCUUGUAACUGUACAUCAAAGUAACAAAAAGUCCCAGAAGAGUUUCUCCAUCAACAUUUUAAAUCUAAGAGUGCGUGUUUCACGGCCUUCAGAGGUCGAGACCAUCACGCAGAGCCACUUCAUGCUGGUGUUUGUUUUAUCGAUCCCUGGUACAUAGAUGGUGGUGAUAAUCAAUGGCGUAAGUUAGUUUAUCUAAUACCAGUAAAUUGAGAAUAUUUGUGCACAUUUAAAAUGCAAUAUCGAGAGUAACUUGGAACCCGGGCUGGGUUCGGUUCACUAUUAAGCAGUUCGCUCCAGAAAACACCCUCACUUCAAUAUUCAAAACUUGCAAAUCGGUCGUCUUGAAAAUAGUUUGAUCAGAAAAUUAUAAAAUAUAGUUUUGGCUUCAUGAAGGGAAUUGAACCCAGCCCCGUUUGGAAAAAAAAGUGAAUUUAUAUAUUUUCUUCGAUUGAUGAAGAGAGUGAAGCACAGACCAGAAAAAGAGUAAGAGAUGUCAGUGUCAAUUUAACAGCUAUGUUAAGAAUUCCAAACUAUGCAAUAAUCUCACAUUAAAGGAUUCACAGCAACACAGAAAUUGACCUUCAUUUCAUUCAGUGCCAGCUGAUGCUGUGUGAAUAAAACAGCAGCUCGUUUUGCUCUCACACUGCGCUCACAGCGUGAAGGCAUCGCUCCUCUCGAUUGCUUUCUGUUUCUGGGUUUUUUGUAAACCGGUUCUCUUUGUUCUGUAAAUAUGUGCAUUUCUUUUGUGUCAUUUGGUGCGAAAGGACAGUUCUGAAGGAAUCAUUUGGGAAGUUAAGAGCUAUAGUCACACUGUAGUAUAGCCGAGAUGACGAUGUUAUGUUAAAUAUGCACUUUGCAUCUUAACCACUAUAAAGGGCAUUGAAACGUUCAGCACAUGUGCAAUUCAGACAUGCUUUAUUUACCCAGAGACCAAUCAGUUAGAAUAUGUUGCAUCCUGAAGGGUCAGGGCUUCUUCAUGUACGAUUGAGACAUGUGUCAGUAUCUUUGUUGUCCAUGGGUAAAUCCAAAACCCAACAGCUGCUGCUAAACUGUUACUUCCCUGUGUGAUGCCGUCCAGAUGCCCCUCUGCACACACAGUGAUCAGUCCACAUUUACAUUCAAAUAUUUGUCUUUCCUUGUCUUCAUAUUUAUUUUCGAUUAACAUUCCUCGUAUCAAAUAUAUUUGGCAAAAUUGACUGUUUCCUCACCAAGUCAAAUGUAAUGGUAAUUUCAGAGAAUGUACCUGUAAACUGAAUGUCUGUUUCGAUGAGAACAUGCCCGAGUUAGGUGACCCGUGGAGGCUGUUAGGAAAAAACUAAAGGGAGAAAAGUAUAUGAGGAAUUCAGUUGCUUUCUGUUUUAGAUUGUAAUACAAGUAUAGGGUGCUUAAGGUGGUAUUGGAGCAUUAUUAAAUGGACCCAUGGGGCGUUUAGUGAACAGGUUUCUCCUGUCAAUGCGAGAGACUAAAGACUUCUCACUUCUGGCACUUCAUGGUACUCUUUCCUCUCAAGACUUGAACUAGAUAGAUGUUGUGCUUAAAACUAAAUCAAAAAGCUUCAGUGACUAGUAAAGUUUAUUUUGUAUUCAUAUAUAAGUGACAGUUAUUUUACUAUCAGAUUCAGAAAGAUAUCGAGGAUUUAAGGAGGUUACUGAAGUUCCUGAUACAGAUGCUAUGUAACGCAUGAUUGACCCUUGUGAAUCACUUGCACUUUAAAAUAUACCCAUAUACAUAUAUACCCAUACUGUGUAUAUCUUUGGGUUUUUCCUCUGUACUGAAAAGUCAUGAAAGAUACAAAUGCAUCAAUUGUGUGUCUUUUGCGGAUCAGAAAUAAAAUAUGUAUCAUAUCUGGCAUAUGGUAUGAAAUGUGUUGCA
This is a messenger RNA of Pseudoliparis swirei, 4820 nucleotides long. It is a transcript of the gene stc1, whose product is annotated as stanniocalcin 1. Gene Ontology annotation, molecular function: hormone activity. Bases 55 to 891 code for a protein of 278 amino acids. The transcript is spliced from 4 exons. The record is from RefSeq and is a predicted model, not a curated record. NCBI's taxonomy places the organism in Eukaryota, Metazoa, Chordata, Actinopteri, Perciformes, Liparidae. Gene Ontology annotation, biological process: intracellular calcium ion homeostasis. Gene Ontology annotation, cellular component: extracellular region.